Molecule: messenger RNA, 2213 nt
Organism: Rhipicephalus microplus (southern cattle tick)
Lineage: Eukaryota; Metazoa; Arthropoda; Arachnida; Ixodida; Ixodidae
Product: nose resistant to fluoxetine protein 6
Molecular function (GO): acyltransferase activity, transferring groups other than amino-acyl groups
Source: RefSeq, a predicted model, not a curated record
AUGGCUAUAGUGCUCGCAGGGUGGACGUGGCUCAACUCGCCAUUCGUCAGCGGUGAAGAGACAUCAACGAAAAGCCUCGAGGCAGAAUUGACGGAUGUUGGUGGCAUGCUCAUGAAGAAAAUGAUGCCAGUGGCAUCGGAACUCGCCACCAGCCCUGAGCUAAGCCCAGAGUGCGCUGGAAGCCUGUUCAAAAUACUCAAGGGUACAAGAGCAAGGGAGCCAUGGGCCAUCAGGAUGAUUCUGGCUAAUGGCUUGCUACCUAACAAUAUCCUCGAGGGAAGUCUCAUCAGCCUCGGAGGUUACGAGCAGUGCCUCAAGACCAGGGUGUUCAACUCCGAAGGAGAGGUGACACACAAGGGACAGUACUGCACCCUGUUCGUCUACCCACCCUGGUCUGUCUUAGAGACGCUCGUGAAGAAGUUUCAAGCUGUUGGUGAAUUUACAGGCAGGCUGAAUCCUCUAACAGUCACGACAAAUGCAAAAAUAGGAAAGAAGGCAUUGCGUAUUGGACUGUGCACUCUCAACUCAUGCACAGAGGAGGAAGUCAAGUUCUUAGCAGCUGGAGUCCGCGUAUGGUUGCCACUGAGAUGGUUCAUGUAUUUCUCUGCAAUCAGCAACACAAAACGCCUCCUGAAGACCACAGCUAGGAAAGAUAACCAGAACCUGGUGUUCCUCAGUGGCUUCAAGGUUUUCCUCAUCUUCUGGGUCAUCUAUGCGCACUGCUACGUCUUAAUACAACCAGAAUUUGCACGGACACCAUUUAUCUUUGUAGACCUCUCGGAGAAAGUACUUUUUCAAUUGAUGCUCAAUGGCCUCCUCAGCGUGUCAACAUUUUUGUUCUUAAGUGGAUUUGUGAUGUCAUAUUUAUUGCUCCAGUCCCGGGAAGUUGUUCGCAAGCAAAAUCCUAUAGCUGUUUACAUCAUUGCCGCUGUUCGUCGGUACGUCAGGCUAAUGAUUCCCAUUGCAACUGUGGUGAUGGCGUGCUUCCUUCUACCGCACUUUGCCGAUGGCCCUGCCGACCAAGAACUUUUGAAGCAGCAGGUGGACGGAUGCAUUCAACGUUGGUGGGCUGUUCUACUCAGUUUCAACAACUUUUACCCCGUUGACAAAAUGUGCAUGAUUCACCUGUGGUACGUCAGCACGGACGUUCAAAUAUUCCUCGUCAUAGCAUUUCCGCUCACCAUCCUCUUCGUCUGGCACCCCAAGUUCGCACUUUUGCUGUCAUGUGCUAUUUCUCUGGCAUUUUGUAUUUUGGUAUCUCUGCAAACUCACUUUUGGCACCUGGCUUACUCCGCCACGGCUUCCUCCAACGACAUGGUGCGUGUUGUGGAAACUAUCGAACUGGUCUACUUCCGACCUUUCACGCAUGUCGCGACGUACAUUCUUGGCGUCGUCGCCGGAUAUUUGACGAUGCAGUACGGGAAAGCCAAAAUUGGCGUGGUCAUGCAGCUGGCCCAAUGGAUCAUAUCACUGGCACUAACCGGCUUCGUGCUCUUCAUCACGCUGCCAUGGAAUCGAGGCAAUCCGCCAGACGAUAUUACGACGGCCAUUUACGGUGGAUUCCACCGUCUGGUGUGGUCAGUGGGGCUCGUGUGGCCCGCGUACGCCUGCGCCACAGGUCGAGGAGGUUUACUAAACGCCUUCUUCUCCUGGAAGGCGUUCUUGCCAAUAUCUAGGCUCGUAUAUUGUAUCUAUCUCGUUCAUGUGCCUCUUCUAUACCUUCGCAUGGGCAUACUAAAAACACACAUCAGCCUCAACGAGUUUUUCCAGCUCAACACUGCCAUCGGCCUGUUCGGCAUGAGCUUGUUCCUGGCAUACCUCCUGUAUCUCUCCACGGAAGCACCUGUGACGCACUUGGAAAGGCUGAUAUUCGAGGGAAAACGGAAGGAUGCUAUUAUGAACAGUGUCAAGAAGCCUGAAGAAGCUCUACCAGCCAAAAAGCCCAUUGUUGAGUGGGAGAAAAAGAAGGAUCCUCUCGAGAAGGGCUUCGACAUUAAGCUAACCAUAGAGCAAGAUGCCAAGAUGGCCGUGAAUGAAGCUGGCAUCGAUAACAAGGCCUUCCAGACCGACCCUGAGAAGUCCAAGCUCUGAACAGUCUUUCAGCGCAAGCAUGGACUACAAAAAAAAGAUGCGUGAUAUGGCGACGGCUACAGAUCUGUCGUCUACGCAUAUUUGAACUUGCAGUGGAGUGAACGCUUCCAAAUAAAGGCAUA